Messenger RNA from Tachysurus vachellii, 1728 nucleotides. RefSeq names its product coagulation factor V-like. Lineage: Eukaryota; Metazoa; Chordata; Actinopteri; Siluriformes; Bagridae. The transcript has a single exon. The coding region runs from base 1 to 1728 and encodes 575 amino acids. The record is from RefSeq and is a predicted model, not a curated record.
AUGAGUCCGUCAGUGCUCCACACGUCAGUCAGUCCGUCAGUGCUCCACACGUCAGUCAGUCCGUCAGUGCUCCACACGUCAGUCAGUCCGUCAGUGCUCCACACGUCAGUCAGUCCGUCAGUGCUCCACACGUCAGUCAGUCCGUCAGUGCUCCACACGUCAGUCAGUCCGUCAGUACUCCACACGUCAGUCAGUCCGUCAGUACUCCACUUGUCAGUCAGUACAUCAGUACUCCACACGUCCGUCAAUCACGCAGUCAGUACUCCACACGUCAGUCAGUACUCCACAAGUCAGUCAGUCCGUCAGUACUCCACACGUCAGUCAGUCCGUCAGUAUUCCACACGUCAGUCAGUCCGUCAGUGCUCCACACGUCAGUCAGUCCGUCAGUACUCCACACGUCAGUCAGUCCGUCAGUACUCCACUUGUCAGUCAGUACAUCAGUACUCCACACGUCCGUCAAUCACGCAGUCAGUACUCCACACGUCAGUCAGUCCGUCAGUACUCCACACGUCAGUCAGUCCGUCAGUGCUCCACACGUCAGUCAGUCCGUCAGUACUCCACAAGUCAGUCAGUCCGUCAGUACUCCACACGUCAGUCAGUACGUCAGUACUCCACACGUCAGUCAGUACAUCAGUACUCCACACGUCAGUCAGUCCGUCAGUAUUCCACACGUCAGUCAGUCCGUCAGUGCUCCACACGUCAGUCAGUACUCCACAAGUCAGUCAGUCCGUCAGUACUCCACUUGUCAGUCAGUACAUCAGUACUCCACACGUCCGUCAAUCACGCAGUCAGUACUCCACAUGUCAGUCAGUCCGUCAGUAUUCCACACGUCAGUCAGUCCGUCAGUACUCCACAAGUCAGUCAGUACUCCACAAGUCAGUCAGUCCGUCAGUACUCCACACGUCAGUCAGUACGUCAGUACUCCACACGUCAGUCAGUACGUCAGUACUCCACACGUCAGUCAGUCUGUCAGUACUCCACACGUCAGUCAGUCCGUCAGUACUCCACGCGUCCGUCAAUCACGCAGUCAGUACUCCACACGUCAGUCAGUCCGUCAGUACUCCACACGUCAGUCAGUACGUCAGUACUCCACACGUCAGUCAGUACGUCAGUACUCCACACGUCAGUCAGUACGUCAGUACUCCACACGUCAGUCAGUCCGUCAGUACUCCACACGUCAGUCAGUACGUCAGUACUCCACACGUCAGUCAGUCUAUCAGUACUCCACACGUCAGUCAGUACAUCAGUACUCCACACGUCAGUCAGUACGUCAGUACUCCACACGUCAGUCAGUCCGUCAGUACUCCACACGUCAGUCAGUACAUCAGUACUCCACACGUCAGUCAGUACUCCACACGUCAGUCAGUCCGUCAGUACUCCACACGUCAGUCAGUACGUCAGUACUCCACACGUCAGUCAGUCCGUCAGUAUUCCACACGUCAGUCAGUCCGUCAGUACUCCACACGUCAGUCAGUACAUCAGUACUCCACAAGUCAGUCAGUCUGUCAGUACUCCACACGUCAGUCAGUACAUCAGUACUCCACACGUCAGUCAGUACUCCACACGUCAGUCAGUCCGUCAGUACUCCACACGUCAGUCAGUACGUCAGUACUCCACACGUCAGUCAGUCCGUCAGUAUUCCACACGUCAGUCAGUCUGUCAGUGCUCCACACGUCAGUCAGUCUGUCAGUACUCCACACGUCAGUAAGUACAGGUAUCUUCAGCUAA